Molecule: messenger RNA, 1422 nt
Organism: Phialemonium atrogriseum
Lineage: Eukaryota; Fungi; Ascomycota; Sordariomycetes; Cephalothecales; Cephalothecaceae
Product: Mov34/MPN/PAD-1 family protein
Exons: 3
Coding region: 173-1186 (337 amino acids)
Biological process (GO): protein deubiquitination; proteasome-mediated ubiquitin-dependent protein catabolic process
Cellular component (GO): proteasome regulatory particle, lid subcomplex
Molecular function (GO): metallopeptidase activity; proteasome binding; protein binding
Source: RefSeq, a predicted model, not a curated record
GCUUCGUCAACAUCCGCCUUCUGCUGUUGGCAAGAGCUUUCCCAACUUCAGCUGCCUCCUCCACCCACCGACUCGUUUUUGCGGCCACACGUUAGACGACCACGAUAUCAUUUACUCAUAGGCCCUCUUUUCUUGAAUUUCCAUUACAUCUUUCCCAUCGCCCAACAACACAAUGGACCGGUUCAGGAGCAUGUUGUCUGGUGGUGCGGGCAUGGGCUUAGGCGCCGCGCCAGGAACGGAUAACACGAACCUGAUCGACAACUCCGAGACCGUGUACAUUUCCUCCCUUGCCCUCCUCAAGAUGCUCCGCCAUGGCCGCGCCGGUGUUCCCAUGGAGGUCAUGGGUCUCAUGCUGGGCGAGUUUGUCGAUGACUUCACUGUUAAAGUGGUGGACGUGUUUGCCAUGCCGCAAAGCGGUACGGGAGUUAGUGUCGAAGCCGUCGACCCAGUUUUCCAGAUGAAGAUGAUGGACAUGCUUCGACAAACAGGAAGGCCCGAGUCCGUCGUCGGGUGGUACCAUUCGCAUCCAGGCUUUGGUUGCUGGCUCUCGUCGGUUGAUAUUAACACCCAGCAGAGUUUUGAGCAGCUUACACCCCGCGCCGUCGCCGUGGUCGUCGAUCCUAUUCAAUCUGUCAAGGGGAAGGUUGUCAUCGAUGCGUUCCGGCUUAUCAACCCUCAGUCCCUUAUGCUGGGCCAGGAGCCCCGCCAGAGCACGUCCAACCUGGGCCACCUCAACAAACCGUCGAUCCAAGCCCUUAUCCACGGCCUCAACCGGCAUUACUACUCGAUCGGCAUCAACUACCGUAAGACGGCACUCGAAGAGAACAUGCUCAUGAACCUCCAUAAGCACGUGUGGACCGAGGCGCUGGAGAUGGACGACUUCCGGACAGACGGCCAGCAAAACAAGGAGCACUUGGAGCGGCUGGUCAGCUUGGCCGAGGGCUAUGAGAAGCGAGUCAAGGAGGAGACGGAGCUCACGAAGGAGCAGCUCAAGACACGCUACGUUGGCAAGCUGGAUCCCAAGAAGCAUCUCGAGGACGUCGGCCAGCAGCUGAUCGAGGACAAUAUUGUCGCUGUUUCUCGGCAAAUGAUUGACAAGGAAGCAACAAUGCCGAAGAAGGAAGCGCCAGCCGGGGCGACCGGGCAGAGCAAUGGCGAACAGAUGGAGAUGGACGAGGAAUUAUGAGCUGCUUUAGCUUAGUUUGGGCACUGGUCAGGAUCAUGGGGCUGAUUCCCAAUAUCAGACUUGUAGGAUUAGGCGUUGGGCGAUGCUUGAACAAGCUCUAGCUAGACCUAUAGCCGUGUACAUGUUACCCUCAACACUGCGUUUCCUGGUUUCUGACUGGUCCGUAUCCCCCUUUGUUCAGUGUGGAAACUGACGGGCCAAACAGCGUCGAUAUUGAGGCGACAUCCUCUUUGUGU